This is a messenger RNA of Formica exsecta, 1298 nucleotides long. Its product is annotated as protodermal factor 1-like. The transcript has 2 exons. Bases 1 to 783 code for a protein of 260 amino acids. The record is from RefSeq and is a predicted model, not a curated record. NCBI's taxonomy places the organism in Eukaryota, Metazoa, Arthropoda, Insecta, Hymenoptera, Formicidae.
AUGGUUACAUUAAGCCCGAAUCACACUAGCGACUCGCGGCUGCGAUUGCGAUUGCAGCACAUACUGUGCCCUAGGCAUCCUUCGUCUACUGAGCACAUACCGUGCCCUAGGCAUCCUUCAUCUACAGAGCACAUACUGUGCCCUAGGCAUCCUUCGUCUACUGAGCACAUACCGUGCCCUAGACAUCCUUCAUCUACUGAGCACAUACUGUGCCCUAGACAUCCUUCGUCUACUGAGCACAUACCGUGCCCUAGACAUCCUUCAUCUACUGAGCACAUACUGUGCCCUAGACAUCCUUCGUCUACUGAGCACAUACCGUGCCCUAGACAUCCUUCAUCUACUGAGCACAUACUGUGCCCUAGACAUCCUUCGUCUACUGAGCACAUACCGUGCCCUAGACAUCCUUCAUCUACUGAGCACAUACUGUGCCCUAGACAUCCUUCGUCUACUGAGCACAUACCGUGCCCUAGACAUCCUUCAUCUACUGAGCACAUACUGUGCCCUAGACAUCCUUCGUCUACUGAGCACAUACCGUGCCCUAGACAUCCUUCAUCUACUGAGCACAUACUGUGCCCUAGACAUCCUUCGUCUACUGAGCACAUACCGUGCCCUAGGCAUCCUUCAUCUACUGAGCACAUACUGUGCCCUAGGCAUCCUUCGUCUACUGAGCACAUACCGUGCCCUAGGCAUCCUUCAUCUACUGAGCACAUACUGUGCCCUAGGCAUCCUUCGUCUACUGAGCACAUACCGUGCCCUAGACAUCCUUCGUCUAUCGAGCAUUGAAGUAUGCCCUAGACUGAUCCUUUUCUACGCCUUAGACCUUCCCUUUGAAUUAAAAUUUAGGAUCGUAUGAAACAGUAAGAUCUAGUAUUGAUAUUAAUCAAAAACCUCUUUUCCAUAACUAAAAACUCGACCCCUUAAUAAAACCAUUUUAAUUCCACCUAAUUCCAAUUCUUAUAAAUAGUUAAUAUUUUCUCUUAAUUUCUUCUCUUAUUAUAAUAUUUUUCUUCAACUAUUUCUCUAACUCUUAUUAUUUAAAUUUAAAGCAUUACUUUACUAUUGAAUCACACAUGAAUAUUUGCGCAUGCGUAUAUUCCUAUAUCUAACACCCAGUAAAAUCUCUAGUAAAGGUUAGUUCCGUGCCUAACGUCAUUCCCCUAGAAUCCACCAGAUCAGUUUUAGCUCUCGGCGUCCCUGGGGUAUAGCCGGUGGAAGCAGGUUGCCCUAUAAAAAUAGAGAGCUAUCCUUUUCUCACUAACUAAGGCAUAGUAAGAAAAGAGCAUUGUCGAGACGUAACA